ACAUAUAUUCAUUUUCAAACAAACUUAGAUUUAUGAAUGUGCGGUAGGCAUACCAUUCUCGGUAAAACUUGACAAUUAAAAUAGUGUAAGCAAUUGUUUUAUUGAAGCUGAAUAGGUUGUAGUAUUGUCUACAUCCUAACGACGACAUGUUUUAGAUCCUCAUACCGGUCUGAUAACACUGUCAUUCCAUUUUUUGUGAUGCUUCGGUUGUGAAAUUUUAAAACUUUGACGAGGUAUUGAAAUUUUCUCUCUUGUCUUCGAAAUGAAAUUAAAACUUUUUGGACAAAUCAAACUUUUGCUUUGGAAAAACUUCUCCAUUCGUCGUCGUCAAUGGUUAAGAAAUGCUAUUGAAAUCUUAUGGCCAUUAAUGCUGUUUUUGAUCUUGGUGUUGGUAAGACAACGACGUCCACCAUCGUUUAGAUCAAGUGUUGUGUUCCGUCCUGAAGCUUUGCCAUCGGCAGGUCUUGUUCCAUUUUUACAAAGUUUCUUCUGUGGUAUAACAGAUCGUGGUACAAUUUAUAAUGGAAAUAAUAGUAUUGAUCUGCCUAGCAAUAAAAGAAUAGUUGAAUUGUUGAAGGAACUUCAGGUUUUUUUUGAUAAUCAAGGUGUAACUCAAGAUCCAACUUUUGCAUCUUUGGUAAAUAGUACUGAUGAUGUCAGAAAUUUCCUCAUCAGAAAUCUCUCCUUUUCUUCAAACUUAGCAGAUGCUUUUCUUGAUGCAAGAGUGAAUUUGUCAAGGUUUAGUGGAAAUGAAAUCCCGUCUUUUGGAAGAUUUUUUCCUUAUGAUUUUUCUGGUUUUUCUGCUGGUCAGAAUCAGACUGUCUUGUAUGAAAGUUUACAAAAAGCCUGUCACAAUGGUUCUUGGUCUGGUUAUCUGAUAUUUUCUUCCCCUGACUAUGAGAUGGCUUUCAAAGAUGCCGUUUGUAACUUAAGCCAAUUGCAAGUCAAUGAAAUACCGUUUGAGAUCAGAAAUCAACUCACUUUUCCAAGUUCUCUUCAGAAACUGUAUGACGCAGUUCGUUUGGAUGGUGGACUUUUUGAUGUAAUUUGUGACAGAAAAGAUAAAUCACCAGUUGAAGUAGAUAAUGAUGAACCUUCUGCAUUGCAAAGUCAAGAGCGUUCUCAAGAAUCUCAAAAUAAAAUCAACAAGAAUUCUUGCGCUUGGCUGAGAGAAGAAGCAAUGUUUGAAUUCCAAAAUCAUUCGGGUUCAGACAACAGUCGAUGUUCAGAUGUAAAACCUGAGUUGAGAUCAGAUUGUGGUUGGGGAGGAAUCAACAAGCAAGAAUGUGAAAGUCGUGGUUGUUGUCAUGACGACACAGUCGAGGAUACUUUUUAUUGUUAUUGCCCAAAAAAUGAUACAUGCUGUAUGUUCAACGCCUGUCUACUUGAUAAUGUUGGUUCUAGUUUUAUAAGUGGUGGUGCAAGGAGUUUCUUUUUAAGAAUGCUACGGCUGUUUUCAAAUGGAAAAAUACUCUAUACUCCUGACAAUGUUCACACAAGAAGUAUAAUAAAAAAGGCAAAUUUUACUUUCAAUCAGUUGGGUAAUGUUUGGAAAACAGUAUGCGAAGCUGCCAAACAGUGGAACUCGCAAUCAUCACCACUUGAUUCACUAAAUUUGCCCGGUUUGGAUAUGUUGCGAUUUUUUGCCUCCAUGUAUGGAAUAACGUUGGAAGACCCCAGCUCCAGUGUUGUAUCAAAUAAUCUCCAGUUGAUUAGUCGACUUAUUGCUAAACAUGGCCAUUGUUUAAAUUUCAAUUAUUUUCAACCAGUAAAAAGUGAACGUGAAGCUGAAAUGAUAUGGUUGACUAAACAAAGAUACGAACCUCUUGCCACUGUUGUAUUCAACAAUGUAAAAGAUGAUGAUGAAAAACUAUCGACAAAUAUCGAGUAUAAAAUACGUCAAGAUCCUAGUCAUGUGAUGAAUCCUCGCUGGAAACGUAGCAGAUAUUGGCGUCCAGGUCCGGAGAAUUCAUUAUGGAAGUUACGUUAUAAAGUAUUUGGUUUUGUUUAUCUUCAAGACAUGAUAGAUCGUGCUAUCACGGAGAUUCAUGCUAAUAAAACCAUUCAUGAAACUGGAAUGUUUCUUCAAAUGUUUCCAUAUCCUUGUUAUAUUUAUGACAGGUUUUCCCUGACCAUAUCCAACUCUAUGCCUUUGUUCAUGACUUUGGCGUGGAUAUAUACUGUUGGAAUGAUUGUAAAAACAGUUGUUCAUGAGAAAGAAACUCGUUUAAAGGAAGUGAUGAAGGUGAUGGGUUUAACCAACGCCGUUCAUUGGCUAGCGUGGUUAAUAACUAGUUUCGUGAUGAUGAUGAUAACAGCAAUUAUGCUUGUCUUCGUUUUAAAGUUUGGUGAAAUUCUCAUCUACAGCGAUCCUGUUGUUAUAUUUGUAUUCUUCCUUGCGUUUACACUAUCAACUGUCAUGUUAUGCUUCUUGAUAAGCGUUUUUUUUUCUCGUGCUAACGUUGCUGCAGCUUGCGGUGGUCUUAUUUACAUCACAACUUAUUUACCUUAUGUUAUUCUCACGAUAUUUGAAAGGGAAGUGAAAACUCCACAUCUUGUUAUCUCUAGUCUGUUAUCCCCUACAGCGUUUGGCAUUGCUUGUCGAUAUUUCGCUCGGUUUGAAGAACAAGGAAUCGGUUUAAGAUGGAAUAAUUUAUUCUCCAGUCCAGUUAGUGGUGAUGAGUUCAGUGUUGGUGCGGCCAUGUUGAUGUUGAUACUUGAUGCGUUCAUAUAUGGGUUAAUCACGUGGUACAUAGAGGCAGUUUUCCCAGGUGAUUACGGUGUUCCUAAACCUUGGUAUUUUCCUUUCAUGAAAUCUUAUUGGUUUCCAGCAAAAUAUCGUAUAAGAAGCAUUGGAACACGUGGAAAUAACGAUACACAAGUUUACAUAGCUCUUUCUCAACAGAACGUUGAACUUAACAGAGCAGAUUCACCUGUCACUCCAACUGAAAGAAAUGUGGCUAUUGAACGUGAACCAAAACAUUUACCCUUAGGAAUUUCUAUGCGCAACUUAAAGAAGGUUUAUAGCAACGGUAAGGUUGCUGUUAAUGAUCUGAGCUUAAAUUUGUACUCUGGACAAAUAACGUCAUUCCUUGGUCACAAUGGUGCCGGCAAAACGACGACAAUGUCACUGCUGACCGGUAUUUAUCCCCCUACCGAGGGCACAGCUUUUAUCGAAGGAAAAGACAUCCGAAAUGAUAUGGACGAAAUAAGAAAUAGUCUUGGAAUUUGUCCUCAGUAUAACGUGCUGUUUGAUGAUCUUACGGUUGAAGAACAUCUUUGGUUUUAUGCAAAGUUAAAAGGAAUGGACGAAAGUCAUAUUCAUGAGGAAAGUGAAAAAUUCCUUGCAAACUCGCAGCUUGUAGAGAAACGAAAAGAGCGAUCUAAAUUUUUAUCGGGUGGAAUGAAGAGAAAGUUGUCUGUAUCGAUGGCGUUUGUUGCUGGUUCAAAGAUUGUUAUUCUUGAUGAACCAACCGCUGGUGUUGAUCCUUAUGCUCGUCGUGCAAUUUGGGAUCUUCUCUUGCAAUACAAAGAAGGGAGAACAAUCUUGUUAUCGACGCAUCAUAUGGAUGAAGCAGACGUGCUAGGAGAUCGUAUAGCGAUCAUUGCUCAAGGAAAAUUGUGUUGUUGUGGCACUUCAUUGUUCCUCAAAAGUCAAUAUGGUAGUGGUUAUUAUCUUACAUUGGUAAAGAAAGAUCUCGUCACUAAUGUAGAAACUCGAGCUCUUGAAAGAACAAGACACAACAGUGAUGAUAAUGAUAGUGAAGCAUCUGGCAGAAGUAUCGAUGAAGGUGUUAGUCUGGGUGAUUCAUCUUCAGAAAUUGGUGAAGGAAUAACAGAAAAAGAAAAACCAUCACAAGAAUUAUCGUUGACCGCUUUCAUCAGAUCAUUUGUUUCUAAAGCAGAAUUGGUUGAAAGUGUUGGUACUGAAAUGACAUAUGUUCUUCCUACUGACGAUUGCCAUGGUAGUAAAUUUGAAAACCUUUUUGAUGCAUUGAAUGAAAACUUGGAGAAAUUUAACAUCAGUAGUUUUGGUGUUUCUGAUACAACAUUGGAGGAAGUUUUCUUAAAAGUUGCAAGCACUGCAAGCGUAGAAGAAGAAGAGGAAAUGCAAUCAUCUUAUCCUUCAAGACGCUCCAGCGCGCGAAAUGAAAGAUGCAAAAUUAAGGGAUUUAAAAGGAUAUUUCAAAAGAAACAGAGAGAAGUAUCAGCGAGAUCCGAUCCAGAAAUGAAUACUGCACAAGGUGAGGAUCAAAUGGAAGAAGAUGUGAACGAUGAGAUUGAAAAUGUAUUUCAACCUCCAAGAAUAAAGGAAAGAGCAACUGGAUUGAUCUUGAUGAAGCGACAGUUUUUUGGAUUGUUAAAGAAACGUUUUCAACACUCAAAACGUAACAGAAAAGGUUUUAUUUCUCAAAUCAUUCUUCCUGCCUUGUUUGUUUGUCUUGCCAUGGUAUCAGCUAUGCUGAGUCCUCCUGUCGGUGAUAUUCCUCCAUUGAAAUUAACCACAACUGAUGCUAUACCUCAACCAAAUAAUAUGUUCUUUGCUGAUGCUAUGAAAUCUCCCAGUGGUAAACACCUUGCUGAAAUAUUUGUUAAUCCUCCUGGAGUUGGAAGUUACUGUGUACCACUUAACUGCUCUCAAGAGCGACUUCAAUUUAAUAAUGGCUACGAUACUGUUCCUCGUUCAUCACGAUAUUUGCAAUCUUGUUCAUGUAAAACUGGCUCUGCCAUUUGUAAAGGACAAUGUUGUAAUUAUCAACCACCUAAGGCAUCUUCUGACACUGGUGAUACGGUUUAUAAUCUCACACAUUGGGAGUUUAAUGAUUAUCUUUUGAGAACUACCGAACAGUUUAGAAAACGAAGAUAUGGAGGUGUCACGUUUGGUCAUAAAGUAAACGUACCUCGAGAAGUAGGAGAUACUAGAAACCUCAACUAUUCACGAUAUUUUACUAAAGAAGGAAUUAAGGCUUGGUACUUAAACAAAGCAGGUCAUGCAUCACCAACCUUCCUCAGUGUCGCUACAAACACUUUCUUACGUCAUCACAUUGCGUCACAAGGCAAAAAUCCUCAACAAUACGGCAUUACUACGUACAACCAUCCAAUGAAUAUGACUGAAGGAGAACUCUCUGAAGCUACAUUACGAAAUCUGGCGCGCACUGAUCUUGUUAUGGCAAUAUUUGUGAUUUUUGCCCUCGCAUUUGUUCCCGCAAGUUUUGUCGUUUUUCUCAUCAAUGAACGUGUCUCAAAAGCUAAACAUUUACACAUGGUGUGUGGUGUUCAUCCACUUGUUUACUGGAGUGCCAACUUUUUUUGGGAUAUGUGUAAUUACUGCGUUCCCGCCCUUUGCUGUAUUCUUAUAUUCCUUGCCUUCCAAGAUAAAUCGUACACAUCCGCUGAAAACAUUGGCCCCACUCUUUUGUUGCUGCUAUUCUAUGGAUGGUCGAUAACGCCUCUUAUGUACCCUGCUUCAUUUGUUUUCCAAGUAUCAAGUACUGCUUACAUUACCUUAAUCUGUAUCAAUCUCUUCGUUGGAAUGAAUACCACGAUUGCGACAUUUGUUUUGGAAUUUUUUGAUGAUGAUCCAGAACUCAUUAUGAUCAAUAAUUAUCUGAAAAAAGUGUUUUUGAUUUUUCCCAACUAUUGCUUGGGUCGCGGACUUAUUGAUCUUGCUAGAAAUCAAAUAUUUGCUGACGUUUUUCAAAGAUUUGGAAGAAGUUUAUUUAAAGAUCCGAUGAGUUGGGAAAUAACUGGGAGAAAUAUAUUUUCGAUGUUUGUCUCUGGUUUUGUCUAUUUUGCAUUUACGUUGUUGAUUCAAUACAGAUUUUUCAUCAAAAAAAGAAAAAAGAAUAGUAAUGAGUUUUGUAUGGAAAGUGGAGAUGAUGAUGUGGAUAUGGAAAGACAACGUGUUCUAAAUGGCGAGGCAAAUUCUGAUUGUUUACGUCUUGUUAAUUUGACCAAGGUUUAUCGUUCAAAAUUCGGUCGCAACAAGAAUAUGGCAGUGAAGCAACUCUCUCUUGGUGUUCCUAAUGGACAAUGUUUUGGUUUACUUGGUGUUAACGGCGCUGGUAAAACAACAACAUUUAAAAUGUUGACUGGUGAUAUUGGAGUAACUAAAGGCGACGCUUUCAUUAAUCAACACAGUGUCGUUAAUGAUAUUCUUGCGGCAAGACAAAGCAUGGGAUAUUGUCCACAAUUUGAUGCUCUGAAUGACCUUCUGACAGCCCGCGAACACCUGAAACUUUAUGCCAGAAUACGAGGCAUUCGGGAAGAAGACGUUAAUCAAGUGACAGAUUGGUGUCUGCGCACGCUCAAUUUACUUCAGUACGCUGAUCGAUGUGCAGGAAAGUACAGCGGUGGUAAUAAACGCAAGUUAUCAACAGCUAUUGCUUUAGUUGGCGAAUGUCCUAUUAUAUUUCUUGAUGAACCAACCACAGGAAUGGAUCCAAAAGCUCGAAGGUUUUUAUGGAAAAUUAUAUCAGAUAUUGUAAAAGACGGACGUACUGUUAUUUUGACGUCACACAGCAUGGAGGAAUGUGAAGCUUUAUGUGGUCGUAUUGCUAUCAUGGUAAAUGGAGAAUUUAAAUGUAUGGGAACUCCUCAACAUCUUAAAAAUAAAUAUGGAGAUGGUUACACCGUAAUUCUCAGAAUUUCUGGAAUAAUGCCCGAUUUAGAACCAGUAAAGGAUUUCAUGAAUGCAACUUUUGUUGAUUGUGUACUGAAGGAUCAACAUCACAAUAUGUUGGAAUACCAGUUACGCAAUGAAACAGCAUUGUUGUCUUUUGUAUUUGGUGAACUUGAAAGAAAUCGCUCUCGUCUUAAGAUAGAAGAAUAUUCAGUCAGUCAAACUACAUUAGAUCAGGUGUUCAUUAACUUCGCAAAACAACAAACGGAUGGUAUUGAACCAAUUCCAACAACUUCUACGGAAUCGUUGACUGCGACAGUUGAUCCACUACCAGUUCAAGUUUAGAUAUUGUUUAAACUGAUAUGUAGCAUGUUUUGCAAUUGACGACGAUUUUUAUUUGAUCUGUUGUUAGGAUUCAUUUUUUUUUAAUAUUUACCUUCACUUUGUUUAGUAUUUUUUAUCAUUUAGUAUUUCCGAAAGAAUUUUUACAAUAACAGUAAUAUAUAUAUAUAUAUAUAUAUAUAAAUAAGAUUCAUUGCAUAUUGUCAUUUCCAUAAUUUCGUAAUAGUACAUAAGGGUUUAGACAUUUUAAAUGAACAACAAUUUUUGUAAUGAAGCAAACAUUGAAUGUUUCUGCGUACUUA
Messenger RNA from Xenia sp. Carnegie-2017, 7266 nucleotides. RefSeq names its product phospholipid-transporting ATPase ABCA1-like. Lineage: Eukaryota; Metazoa; Cnidaria; Anthozoa; Malacalcyonacea; Xeniidae. The record is from RefSeq and is a predicted model, not a curated record. The transcript has 45 exons. Gene Ontology annotation, biological process: lipid transport; transmembrane transport. The coding region runs from base 263 to 6967 and encodes 2234 amino acids. Gene Ontology annotation, molecular function: ATP binding; ABC-type transporter activity; lipid carrier activity. Gene Ontology annotation, cellular component: intracellular membrane-bounded organelle; membrane.